Messenger RNA from Phycomyces blakesleeanus NRRL 1555(-), 843 nucleotides. RefSeq lists its product as hypothetical. Lineage: Eukaryota; Fungi; Mucoromycota; Mucoromycetes; Mucorales; Phycomycetaceae. Gene Ontology annotation, molecular function: DNA-binding transcription factor activity, RNA polymerase II-specific; RNA polymerase II cis-regulatory region sequence-specific DNA binding. Gene Ontology annotation, biological process: regulation of DNA-templated transcription. The record is from RefSeq and is a predicted model, not a curated record. The coding region runs from base 1 to 843 and encodes 280 amino acids. The transcript has 2 exons.
AUGUCUUCUAUCAAUGCAUCUCCUGCCACCUACUCCUUCUUAGAAGAUAAUACUUUCUGCAGUUUUUCCCUGCAGCCCCAAACUGUCAACAAUAUUGGCUCUUUGGCGCUUAACAACACUCAGCCAUCUUCCGCAUUCAACCACCUCAAUUCUGGAUACCUUGGUCUGCUUGAAAGUGAAUCUACUCCAAUUGAACAAGACAUUGAACAAAUUACUCUCUACAACACAUUCAGCAUGGGACACUAUCUCAGCACAGAUACAAAUGUCAUCAACACUCAAGUGGAACCUUUGUCCAGCCAUAUUGCACCAAUUGGAGUUCAAGCUCCUCCAUACAGUCUUUCUACCAGCUCUCCUUUCUGGAAUUUGCCUAUGCUUUUCACAAGUCAAGGGCAGAGUAUAACAUUACCCUUAUUGUAUAAUACAACAUACUCCUUUCCUCCAAGAAUUGAUCCAAUUCCUUAUCCGCAACAGCCGCCCAUUAUUCCAGAAAACUUACAGUCAAGCAACAACAAUAACAUCAAUCAUAAUUGCAAUCAGAAACAAAAUACCAGUGAUGUCAAGCUUCAAAUUAUACAAUACAAUGUCUUUCCGUCUCCUACUUUAUUACAUGAUCCAAAUUCUCGCAAGACUACAAAGAUGAAUACUUAUUCUAAGCGUUAUAUUUGUAAAGAAUGCGGCUAUUGGAGUGAUCGUAAAAGUAACGUAGAUAGGCACUUUUUGAAACACCUUCCCAAUUGGAAAAAGCACAAAUGUCCUGUAUGCAAAAAUCGCUUUAGUACCAAAUUCAAUCUCAAAAGACAUAUGCUUUGUACUAAGAAAUGUAAAAUAGAUCAACCUCAAUAG